This is a messenger RNA of Dentiscutata heterogama, 1854 nucleotides long. The record is from the annotation of a GenBank genome assembly. Lineage: Eukaryota; Fungi; Glomeromycota; Glomeromycetes; Diversisporales; Gigasporaceae.
AUGGAUAUAAAGGAGCAACCUAGUGAAAAAACUUCCUACGCAAAUCUUACUCAUACGAAUGCAGUAGUUGUUGAUCCGGCCCUUCAAUCUGAUCCGACAAAAACAUCAGGCGCUUUCCAAAGUGUUGCCUACAGCCAACCGUACGGCCUGAUUAUGAGCCCUGCGAACCCGUUUGUUCUUGGUGCCACCAGUACUCCCCCUACUGCAUCAUCAGGCAUCGAAGAACAAGAAGAACCGCUCUAUGUGAAUGCUAAACAAUAUCACCGAAUUUUGAAAAGACGAGCGGCUAGAGCAAAAUUGGAAGCAGAAAAUAAAAUACAGAGGGGUCGAAAGAAAUAUCUCCACGAAUCUCGUCACAAGCACGCAAUGCGUCGACCUCGUGGGCCGGGUGGUCGCUUCCUCACCGCAGCUGAAAUUGCGGAAAUGGAACGACAAGAAAAGAAGGAUAAUGAAAAUAAUUCUUCACAGGCACAAGAAUCUCAACAAAAUGGUUCUGGACCAGAAUCUUUAACACACAUCUUAACAGAAAAUGGUGUAGUCAAACUAAAUCUUAGGUCUGAAAAAAGUACUCCUCUACUUCGUGAAGUAGCUAGACACGUCGCACGCGCUAAACGGUGUAUUAUAAUUACGGGUGCCGGUAUUUCCUGUAGUGGUGGAAUACCUGAUUUUAGUAGUUCAGACGGUCUCUAUAGCAUGAUAAAAAGUCAAUAUCCGGGUACUUUUCGUUCAGGCAAAGAUUUAUUUGACGCUGGCUUACUUAGAACUCACGAAUCUAUUAAAGCAUUUUAUCUUUUUAUGGGCGUUUUAAAAGAGUUGAUUGUAAAUGCUACACCUACAGCCACUCAUUUUUUUAUAAAAAAAUUAGCUGAUAUGAAGAAAUUAAAAAGAGUAUAUACACAAAAUAUAGAUAAUCUCGAAGAAUUAGUUGGAUUAGAAGUGGAUUGGCAACUUGAAAGAGUUAAACAUUGUCAAGCUCAAGUAGUUCAACUACAUGGAACUAUGUCGAAAUUACGAUGUAGCGCUUGUACAAAUAAUUAUUCUUUUGCAACGCAGUAUUGUGACGUUUUUAAGCAAGGUGAGGCGCCAAAUUGUCCCGGAUGUGAAGAGAGAGAGGACGCUAGAAUCGAACAAGGUAGACGACCUCAUACUAUUGGACAAUUGAAACCUACAGUAAUUCUUUACGGUGAUUCACAUCCUAAAGGAUUAGAAAUUUGUCAAAUUGCCGCACAAGAUCAGGAUAAAGCGGAUUGUUUGGUAAUAAUGGGAACAUCUUUAAGAAUUCCUGGUGUAAAAGCUCUUAUAAAAGACUUUGCUAGAGCUGUCCAUGAUCGUGAAGGUUAUGUGAUAUUAGUGAAUGCUACAGAUGUAGUUACUAAAGAAUGGAAUGGGUUAAUUGAUUAUCAAAUAGAAGGAACCUGCGAUGAAUGGGUUAAACUUGUUGACAUAGAAUUAUCAAAUAUUGAAAGAACAACGGCCACGAGACUUUUGAAAAGUAAAUCGGUCGAAACAAAUAAUAAAGAACAAGAAAAGAAAGAAAGAAAGAAGAGAGGUGUUGAAGAACCAUUAGAUAAAAAAGGAAAAAAGACAAAAAUUAAUAUAGUUAAAAGAGUUGAAACGAAGAAUUCAAAUAAAGAAUUAAUGGAAACGAGAGAAAGGAAGAAGAGACGUCUUAGUAAUGAAUCAUUCGAAAAAAGGGAAAGAAAACCGAGAAUCCUCAAGAAUAAAAUAAUCAAGAAGAAAGAAAGAAGGCCGAGGAAUGUUAAACCCAUACAGGCAGAUGUAAAAGAAAAGAAAACGAGAGUUCCCAAAAAUAAACUUUUUGAAAAAAAAACGAAAAGAGGACCUUUAACGUAG